Molecule: messenger RNA, 1136 nt
Organism: Gastrolobium bilobum
Lineage: Eukaryota; Viridiplantae; Streptophyta; Magnoliopsida; Fabales; Fabaceae
Exons: 2
Coding region: 315-905 (196 amino acids)
Source: RefSeq, a predicted model, not a curated record
UCUUCUGUCUUCAAAAGAAUCAAAACAAAACAUUCAUCUGGCUCUGCCCGGCUUUUUUACGGUUAUACCCUUCUGGUUAUGAUAGCUCCCGGUCGGCGUGAACCGCAGAGCCGAAGCUCUUCCACAGCUCUCGGCUUUCCUCGCCUGAGAUAUGUCAGGUACCGCCGAUUGAGGUAAAACUCAGCCGAGCCAAAAGCCGCGGAAAGUACUGAAAUUCCAACUUUGCCCUCUCCCCCACCUUUUUUUUUUUUUACUCUCUCGAUUUUUUCUUGCUUGCUUUUUCCUGGGUUGUAAAAUCCAGUAAGGGAAGUUCCAUGCCAAGCCCUAAGGACCACAGGAAAGGUCAGAUCGAGAAUCACCGGAGAGAAAGGUUGGCUGAGAAAUCUUCAUCUUUCCACGGCCAUAGCACCAUGUCCUCCGCUGCCCAAAUCCGCCGUCCGAAGACCGUUCCUGACCUUCUCUCCUACAGAAACCAUGCCGGAACGCUGCCGGAGGGUCUGCCGAGACAGCCAUCGAAGUUGCUGCUGAAGGUGACGAUGAUGGGAAGCCUUGGACCUGUGCAGGUUCUGAUGAGGCCGGAAUCGACCGUCGGCGAUUUGGUUGCGGCGGCUGUGAGGCAGUACGUGAAGGAAGGUCGCCGUCCAAUCUUGCGGACCACCGUCGCCGCCGAUUUCGACCUCCAUUAUUCACAGUUUAGCCUAGAAAGUUUGUAUAGAGAGGAGAAGCUGAUAGAACUUGGAUCUAGAAACUUCUUUCUCUGCCCGAGAAAGCCUACUACUAUCACUGAAGGUGGCGCAACGACGUCGUAUGCGUCGUGUGCCAAAGAAGCCGACAAAGUGAGCGACGCUUGCCGUGGCGGUGGUGGUGGUUUUGCUUGGUUCAAGCUCAUGCACUUCAUGUUGUGAUCAUAGAAUCAAAAUAUGCUUUGAUUGGUUAGUUAUUGUUUAAAUAAUUCCCUUUUUAUUUUUUUAAGAUGAAUGGCCGGUUACAUGUAAAAAUAGGUCGGCAUGUAGCGACGGAGAGUUUGAGAUUUGUGGGAAUGCAAAGCAAAAUUGUAAAAAAUUCAAUGUAUGAUUUUUGAACACAUACAUGAUAAUGAUUUGGUCCAUCCUUUAUUUUCUUAUUUUUAUUUUAAA